AUCUUCCUCGCCGAGGAAGGGUUUUGGGGGACUUUGGGUUUUGCCUUCCUCGUUCAACCCCAAUCACUGGUUUUGCCUCUCUCUCUCUCUGCGAGAAGAAUUGAAAAUGGUUUUAUCGAACAAAAAGCUGAAACAGAAGCUGAGAGUUGGUUUGGCCGAAUCGUUAACAGCAUCAGAGGCUAACAACGAUUCUACAAAACCAGACCCGAACUCGCAGAUUCAAGACUCUUUCAAGUCCCUCCUCGACUCUGCAGCCCAGAAACCCAGGUUAUCCAAGCGAGAAAAGCGUAGAAAAACUCUAUCUUUGCACGGUCCAGAGGAUGUGAACGCAAGUGGUAGUGGCGAUUUAGAGAAAGAGAUUGAGGAAGCUGGGUCAGCAGGCGUGAAUGAGAAGAAGAAGAAGAGAAAGAGGAAGGUAGAUGAGGAUCUGGAGGGAAGUGGUAGUGGUGAUUUGGAGAAAGAGAGUGAGGAAGGUGGGUUUGAGGUUGUGAAUGAUAAGAAGAAGAGGACGAAGAAGAAGAAGAGGAAGAGAGAUGAGGGAUUGGAGAGUGGCGGUUUAGAGAUGGUAGAGGCGAAGAAGUCGAAGAAAAAGAAAAAGAAAAAGAAGAAGAAGGGGAAGAAGGUGGAGAGUGAGCAAGUAAAGGAGGGUGAGGAGAGUGCAAAUGGAGAGAGUGAACAAGGUGUGAUAGAGACAAUUAAGGCCAAUGAUAGUCAAGAAACUGCGGAAGUUGUUACAAAAGUUUAUGUGGGAGGAAUUCCAUAUUACUCAACUGAGGAUGAUAUUCGGAGUUAUUUUGAAAGUUGUGGCACCAUAACUGAAGUUGAUUGUAUGAAAUUUCCUGAGAGUGGGAAAUUCAGAGGAAUUGCCAUUAUCAAUUUCAAGACUGAAGCUGCCGCUAAACGAGCCUUAGCCCUUGAUGGAUCUGACAUGGGUGGACUGUUCCUGAAAAUCCAGCCCUACAAGUCGACUAGACCUAAAACAGUGUCAUCUGAUUUUGCCCCUGCAAUCAUGGAAGGCUACAAUAGGAUCUACGUCGGAAACUUAUCGUGGGAUAUAACCGAGGAUGAACUGAGGAAACUUUUCUCUGAUUGCAGUAUUUCCACUAUUCGAUUUGGCGAAGACAAGGAAACAAAGGAGUUUCGAGGUUAUGCCCAUGUAGAUUUCACUGAUAGUGUCUCAGUAAACAUGGCGUUGAAACUGGAUCAAAAGAUCGUUUGUGGGAGACCUGUGAGAAUAAGAUGUGCGGUUCCAAAGAAAGUAGUAAGAGAGCCUUUGGAAGCAGCGGUUCCAAAGAAAGUAGUAAAAGAGUCUUUGGAAGCAGUGGUUCCAAAGAAAGUAGUAACAGAGAGCGAUUCGAAAUCUUUGCUGAUAAGUAAGGAAGCUGAUAAUGGUGAUGCGAGCGCUGUCAGUGGAAAGAUUAGGAGAAGAACUUGCUACGAGUGUGGUGAAAAAGGCCAUCUUUCAUCAUUGUGCCCUAACAAACAAGCUGACGAUCUAAAGAAAGUAGUAACAGAGAGCAAUUCGAAAUCUUUGCUGACAAGUAAGGAAACUGAUAAUGGUGAUGCAAGCGCUGUCAGUGGAAAGAUUAGGAGAAGAACUUGCUAUGAGUGUGGUGAAAAAGGCCAUCUUUCAUCAUCGUGCCCUAACAAACAAGCUGAUGAUCUAACGAAUAGCGGUGCAAUGUAAUCACAUUGGAAAUGUAUUAACUUGUUUCUUUGUUGUUUAUUAUAUGAAAAAUGCAUAAAUUUCAAAAGAAAAUAACUUUUAACAUU
Messenger RNA from Camellia sinensis, 1773 nucleotides. It is a transcript of the gene PHIP1, whose product is annotated as phragmoplastin interacting protein 1. The record is from RefSeq and is a predicted model, not a curated record. Gene Ontology annotation, molecular function: zinc ion binding; RNA binding. Lineage: Eukaryota; Viridiplantae; Streptophyta; Magnoliopsida; Ericales; Theaceae.